AUGUUGAAUAGUAAGAGAGCGCGUUGGAUGUUCCAAACAAUUGCUGAUUCAUUUCGAUUGAAGGAUGGAAAUUUGGUGCCGGUGAGAUUUGUUGCCUUAUUUGUUAGGAAUUCUUAAAAGACAAGACUAAACUUGAAAAAUUCUUAGAGGGAGAAGGUCCACCCAAGAUAAUUAUAUACUACCAGAUUUAGGAUAACUAACAAACUGAUGAUAUGAAGGAGAAUCAAAACGAGCCUUCACUUUUUAUUUAAUCUGGAGAUUAAGAAAAAAUCAAAGAGAAAGCCCUAUGGUUUUUAAGAAUGUAAGUACACUCAAGCAUUUUUCUUUAUAUCAUCUUCCUUAUAUUUUAAAAUUAAAUCUUUAUGAAUUUUAUUUAGGACUCCAGAGGGCAAGACCGCCGUGAAUCUCAAUGAGACAUACGAUAACUAAGUGAUUUGGGGAGAAGUUUCACCCUAAUCGAUUUCCUAAUUGCAUACAGUGAUGGAAAAUGUGUACUACCCAUUGAUAAUUAACAUGAUGGAUGAGCGGGAAUGGGGAUAAUGUGAUGAAGAAUCCUUAAAGGAAUUCCAUAAUCACACCAAGAAAUUUUCUUAGGAAGUAUCAGAGGCAGUCAAAUUAAUGAGGCCAGGUUAAGAAUUAUUCAAAUUCGAUCCUGAAGAAGUAUAGAAAUACUCCAAUUCAAAUAAUGAAUAAGAAAAAAACCAAUUUUAUGAAAGAAAAUUUGCCUAAUGGAUUGCAAUCAUUAAUAACAAACUAGCUGAAGAUUAAAAUCCAAAGAAGGAUAGUCCAGAUGCAGGCCCAGAAGUUGAGUUGAAUUAUUGGAAAACAAGAAUGUAAGAAAUUACUAAUUGGUCUGAAUAAUUAAAGGGCAAAGACUUUGUCACUGUAAAAACUACACUCCAAAGAAACAAAUAACAUGAUAAAUCAACUAAUAGAGGAGAGGAGAACAUCAAUAAACUUAUAAUGGAAUAUAGCAGACUUGAUCUUUUGCUUACUGACAAAUUAAAUGAAGCCAAGGACAAUGUUAAGUAUCUCUCAACCUUGGAAAAGUUCCUUGAUCCUUUAUAUAAAGGAACUCCUCAAUAAAUUAUUGAUACAUUACCAGCACUUAUGAAUGCUAUUAAGAUGAUUCAUACUAUUGCUAGAUUUUAUAAUACAAAUGAUAAAAUGACUGGCUUGUUUGUCAAAAUUACUAAUCAAAUGAUUAAGAACUGCAAAGAGAGAAUACUAAAUGGAGGAAAGAAUCAAGACAUCUGGAAUAGAGAUCCAUCUGAAUUAAAUGAAGUUUUGAGACAAUGUAUCUAACUCAAUAGAGAAUACAAGGAUAGUUAUAAAGAAACUAAGGAGAAAGUGGCUGAUAUGCCCAAAGGUAAAACAUUCGAUUUCCCAGAAACACAGAUAUUUGGCAAAUUUGAUACUUUUGUCAGAAGAUUGGUUAAACUAAUUGACAUCUUUUAAAAUAUCUAAUAAUUCUAGGCUUUGGCUAAACACAACCUAGAAGGUAUGGAAUAAUUGACUGCCAAAUUUAAUUAAAUCAUUAAGGAUUUCAAAGCCAAAAAUCAUGAUUUGUUAGACACAAACAGUAAUAAAUUUGAUAGAGAUUGGGUCGAAUUCAAUGUUGAAAUAUCCCAUUUGGAUAUGUAAUUACAAUCAUUCAUUGAUAAUAAUUUCAAUAGACUGAGAACUAUUGAGUAUUCACUUAAAUUAUUGAAGAAAUUUGAAUAAACAAUCAAGAGAGAUCAAUUGAAAAAUUCAUUGGUAUCUAAAUAUAAUACAAUUUUACACAAUUAUGCAACAGAACUAGACAAGAUAUAACGUAUAUUCACUGAUUAAAAGUCAAGUCCUCCUAUUGUUAGAAAUAUACCACCUGAGGCUGGUAAGAUCAUUUGGGCAAGACAUCUAUUUUUAAAAAUUACAGGACCUAUUACUAAAUUCCCUGAAAAUGCUAUUGACUAAGGAGAAUUGAAGAAAUAUUAUGGUGGAUAUAACACUUUGGGUAAAUAAUUGACAAUCUACGAAAUGUGGUAUUAUUAGAAUUGGUCAAAUGAAAUUGAAAGAAGCAAGGCUGCAUUAUAAGCCACUUUGAUUGUAAGACAUGAUGAAAACAAAAAAUUAUAUGUUAACUUUGAUGUUGAAAUAAUGCAAUUAAUUAGAGAAGCCAAAGUAUUAGAUAGAUAAGGAAUUGAAAUACCCGAGAGUGCAAGAAUCAUUCUUUUGUAAGAGGAUAAAUUUAAGAUGUAUUACAAUGAAUUGCUUUAUGUUCUGAAAGAAUAUGAAAGAAUUAUUUCAAAAAUAAAACCAAUUUGCAAAACAUUGAUUGGUCCACAUGUUGAAGAUUUAGAGUUGAAAUUGAGACCUGGUAUGGUUACAUUGACUUGGACUUCAAUGAAUAUUGAUAGUUAUUUAUAGAGUGUUCAUGCAGGAUUGAAUAAAUUGGAAUAAUUGAUUAUCACAAUAAAUGAUAUCAUUGAAAAUAGAAUUGAGAACAAUUUGAAAAACAUUAGUAAAGUAUUGUUGGUGCAUUUACCAUAAGAGAGCAAGCCUUUGACUUUGGAUCAAUUUGUUAAUUUGUAGGAAGAAUACAUAAAGACUAAAACAGAUUAUUUGAUGAGUAAGAAUUUGGAAGUCGAAAGAGCAGUUGAUGAUUUACUCUAAGUUAUUAGAGAAUAUAAAUUAGAUCCACAUGUUGAAUAUGCUGAUCCUACAGAAACCAUCAGAAUCAAGAGAUAUUAUUUCUGGUAUUUGUAUUAAGCAUUACUUAAUUCAACAUAAAACUCACUUAAUGCCAUGAAAUACAGAGUCUGUGGUAAGAAAGGACCAGGAUAAUCAAGCACUUAAAAUUUAAAACCAUUCUUUGAAGUUGAUGUUCAAUUAUUCAAUAAUCAAGUAAGAUUGAAUCCAAGUUUGGAUGAAAUAUAGAAAGCAAUCAAUAGAGCAGCCACUGCAGUUUUGAGGUGUUCUAAGAAUCUUUAUAGUUGGAAUCUAUAGUAAAAGGAAAGCAAAGGAUCAUUUUAUGAGAUGAUUGCUCAAGAUAAGGAAAUUGUAAAAGUCAUUUUGUUAUUGACUGGUUCAAUUUAAGGUACAAGAAACAAGGUUCAUGAUUUCUUAUCAUCAUUCAAGAAGUUCUCAUGGUUGUGGACUGAAAACAUUUAAGAUAACAUUAAUAGUUUCAGUAAGAAGAAUCCAACUUUGCAAGAUUAUGAAGAUGCCUUGAAGAAGUUCACAUCAAUUGAAGAAGAAAUCGAUAAAAUUGAAGCAUCCCAUAAAAUUGGAGCCAUGGAAUUGAAGACAGGAAACCUUUGUAGUGGAUUGAAGGUACAUGCAAAGGAUUGGAAAAAUUUCUAUUGCUAAGAUCUUCAUAAAAGAGCAAGAUAAUUAUUGGACUAAUUGACUGAUUUGACUAAUUAAUAUUCAACCAAAUUAUCUAAGGAAGUUAAGGAUAUUGAUUCUUUAGGGUAUGUUAUGGAGUGUUUAGAAGACAUUCGUAAGAUUCAAGCAGAAAUUGAUUUGAAAUUUAAUCCAGUUUAAGAUAUGUAUGCUCUUUUGGAUAUCUAUUUGCCAGGUGGUAUUUCUGAUAAGGAUGAAAUGGAUCAAAGAUCUAUGUUAAGAAGAAAUUGGGAUCAAUUGAUUAGUUAGGCUGAAAUCAAAGGAAAAGAAUUACAAUAGAAAUAAAAGAAUUAUCUCAAAUAAUUGAAGAAGUCAAUUAAAGAAUUUAUUUAAGAAGUCAAUGAUUUCCGUAAGGAUUAUGAAUUGAAUGGACCCAUGGUGGAAAAUAUUGCACCAAAGGAAGCAAUGGAAAGAUUACGUAGAUUUGAGGAUGAAUUUUCAGUGAAAUAGAAAUUCUAUUAAAUUAAUAGGAAGGGUGAAGAUUUGUUUGGUCUGUAAAAUUAAUCUUAUCCUGCUCUUAAAAAGACUUAGGAUGAAUUAGCAAACUUGAAGAAAUUGUAUUCCUUAUUUUCAGAUGUUAUUGAUACAAUUAAUAAAUGGAAAGAAGAAUCUUGGGCUGAUGUUUCAGUAGAAUCAUUGAAUUAAAUGGAAGAAAAUUUCACAAAAUACACUGCUUAAUGUGGUACAUUACCAAGAGACUUAAGAGAAUGGUAAGCCUAUAAAGAAUUGAAAUUAGAAUUAGAUAAUUUGAAUAAGAUUUUGCCAAUCAUCAAGGAAUUGAAGAAGCCAUCCAUUAAACCAAGACAUUGGAUGAAGAUUGUUGAAACAACAGGAAAGUAAUUGAACUAUGAAAAUCCAGACAACUUCUUCAUUUCUGAUAUCAUAAAUUGUGAAUUGUUGGCUCAUGAAGAUGAUAUUGUAGAUAUCACAGAUUCAGCAGAUAAAUAAAUUAAGAUUGAAACAAGUUUGAAAGAUAUUGUAGACAGAUGGUCUACACAAGAAUUCAAAUUCUCAAUUUGGGGUAAAAGAGAAGUGCCAUGUAUGCUUAAUGGUUUAAGCGUGUAAGAAAUUACUGAAACUUUGGAAGAGGAUCAAAUGACCUUAUCUUCAUUGAAUGCCCAAAGAUAUGUAGCACCAUUCAAAGUUGAAGUUGAAAUCAAAAUCAGAGAAUUCUCAGAUGUCUCAGAAACAUUGGAUAUGUGGAUUAAAGUUUAAAAGUUAUGGACUGCAUUGGAACCAGUAUUCACAGGUGGUGAUAUUGCUAGAUAAAUGCCAUUAUAAGCUAAAUAAUUUGCAGCUAUUGAUAAGAAUUGGAUGAAAAUCAUGGAAAAAGCAUUUGAAAGCAAAAAAGUUAUUAUCAGUUGUUAAAAUGAUAUGUUAAAAGACUUCUUACCAGAUUUGUAAAAGAAAUUAGAAGAUUGCCAAAAGAUGUUGGAAGCCUAUUUGGAAGGUAAAAGAAAGAAGUUCCCAAGAUUUUACUUUGUGGCCAAUCAAGAUUUAUUAAAGAUUCUAUCUCAAGGAAGUGAUCCAAAGAGUAUUUAGGAAGAUUUUGAAAAAUUGUUUGAUGCCAUUACUAAAGUCACAUUUGGAAAGAACACUGAAAAGAAAGGAUCAACUGAAUUAGUGAUCCAAUAAAUUAUGUAAAGUGCAGGAAAAGAUGAAGAAAUUGUAGAUUUGAAUUAAAAUGUUAAAUGUGAGGGUAAUAUUGAAGGUUGGUUAAAGACCUUAGAAUUACAAAUGUAAUCUACACUAAGAGAUAUUACAAGAACAGCUUGCAGUGCUUGUUUCACUAUGUCAUUAAAGGAUUUCUGUAAGGCUUAUUGUUCCUAAAUUGCCUUGUUGGGUAUUCAAGUCAUUUGGACUCAAAAGAUCACAGAAGCCUUGGAAAAGACAGGAAGAUAAGAAAAUAAGAAUAUCAUGGAAACAAAGAGAGCUGAAAUUAGAGAUAUGAUGGCUGUAUUGUCAGCCAUGUGUUUGGAAGGAUACAAAAGUAAUUUAGAAAGAACAAGAGUAGAAACUUUGGUCACAAUUCACGUCCAUUAAAGAGAUAUUGCUUAAGAAUUGAAAUGCAAAGACAUUAAUGAUUUUGAUUGGUAAAAGUAAACUCGUCUUUAUUGGAAACAAGAUCCAGACACUUGUAUUAUUUCAAUUACAGAUUGGGAUCAAGGAUAUGCCUACGAAUUUUUGGGAUCUAAGGAAAGAUUGUGUAUUACUCCAUUGACAGAUAGAUGUUACAUCACAUUGGCUUAAGCUAUGUCUAUGUAUUACGGUGGAGCUCCUGCUGGACCAGCUGGUACAGGUAAAACUGAAACUGUUAAGGAUUUGGGUAGAACAUUGGGAGUCUUUGUCGUUGUCACAAAUUGUUCAGAUUAACACAGAUACAGAGAUAUGGCUAAGAUUUUCAAGGGAUUAUGUUAAUCAGGUUUAUGGGGUUGUUUCGACGAAUUCAAUAGAAUUGAUUUGGAGGUGCUUUCUGUCGUGGCUAUGUAAGUAGAAGCUAUUACGACUGCAAAGAAAUAACAUCUUAAAGAAUUUAUGUUCCCUGAAGAAGUUGCUCCCAUUGAAUUGCAAUAACAAGUUGGAUACUUUAUUACUAUGAAUCCAGGAUAUGCUGGUAGAUAAGAAUUACCAGAGAACUUAAAAGCCUUAUUUAGAGGAGUGUCUAUGAUGGUUCCAGAUAGAGAAAUUAUUAUUAAAGUCAAGUUGGCUUCUGUUGGUUAUAACUCAAUUGAUGCCUUAGCCAAAAAGUUCAAUGUUUUAUAUCGUUUAUGUGAAGAACAACUUUCAAAAUAAAGACAUUAUGAUUUUGGUUUACGUAACAUCUUAUCAGUGCUAAGAACAGCUGGUAAUACUAAAAGAGAAGAACUUAAAUCUGACGAAGAAAUGCUUUUAAUGAGAUCCUUAAGAGAUAUGAAUUUGAGUAAGUUGGUGGCUGAUGAUAUUGCUUUGUUCAAUGGAUUGUUACAAGAUAUCUUCCCUAAAUAAAGUGAUAUUAAAAAGAAGGAAUAUCCAGAUGUUGAAAAAAUGAUACCAUAAGUCAUCCAAAGAAAAGGAGGUUUAAUCAACAAUGAUAAAUUCUAAUUGAAGAUCAUUUAAUUAUAUGAAACAGCUUUGGUUAGACAUGGUUUUAUGUUAGUGGGACCAUCAGGCAGUGGUAAGACCACAAUUAUGUCUGUAUUGACAGAUUCAUUGACUGAUUUGGGACUUCCUCACAGAAUUACAAGACUUAAUCCUAAGGCCAUUACAGCUUAAGAAAUGUAUGGUGUCAAGAGUGAAAUUUCAGAUGAUUGGAUUCCAGGUAUUUUCAGUACAAUUUGGUAGAAAUCAAAUAGCAGAAACAACAAACAUACUACUUGGAUUACUUGUGAUGGUCCAGUGGAUGCUAUUUGGAUUGAAAAUUUGAAUACAGUGUUGGAUGACAAUAAGAUUCUUACUCUAGCCAAUGGUUAACGUAUUCCAAUGACAGAAAAUUGUAAAUUGGUAUUUGAAGUUGAAAAUCUGAAUAAUGCUUCACCAGCAACAGUCAGUAGAUGUGGAUAAGUUUAUAUUUCACCAACAGAUUUAGGAUAUGAACCAGUAUGGAAAGGAUGGAUUCUAUAAAGAAAAUUGGAUGCAAGAGUAGAUGAAUCAGAAAAGUUGAAUGUUUUACUCAACAAAUACUUCAACACUCAUCUUAUUUUAGAAACAAUAGACAAGACAUGCAAGAAUCCUGUUAUGGACAUCUCUUAUGUAUUAAAGGUAUAUCAAACCUUAAAUCUUCUGAAUGGUAUUUUGAGACCAUUAGUAAAUGCUAAUAAAACAUUGACUGAAUAAGAUUAUGAAAAAGUAGUUGUCUUUGCUAUGACUUGGGGAGUAGGUGGCAUCUAUGAAGUGCAAGAUAGAAUCUUAUUCCAUGAAUUCUUAGCCUAAAAAGGAGCCCCAAUCCCAUACAAAGCUAAGGAUGGUGAAACAGUCUUCGAUUACUAUAUCUACUUAGAUGAAAGAGGUACUUGUGAAUGGAAACUCAUAUCACCAGAAGAAUGGAAGGCCCCAGAUAAAUUCUAAUUCUCACAAUUACUCAUGCCCACUGUAGAUUCAUUCAGAGCUGAAAUGAUCUUAUCAUACAUUCUUAAUCAACCAAAGGCAUCACCAUAACCACCUGUCAGUUGCAGUUAUGUUAUCUUAGUCGGAGGUAGUGGUACAGCCAAAACAUCAAGUGUACUUAUGUAUGCCAACAAAUUCAACAAAGAAAAGAUGCUGUUCAAGAGAAUCAACUUUUCAUCUGCUACUCUACCUAGUCACUUCUAAGCUGCCAUUGAAGCUGAAUGUGAUUUCAAAAUAGGUAAAGAUUUUGCUCCUCCUCAAAAUAAAAACAUGACUGUAUUCAUUGAUGAUCUUUCAAUGCCUUUUGUAAAUAAGUGGGGAGAUUAAGUCACAUUGGAAAUAGUUAGACAACUGAUCGAUUAGGGUGGUUUCUAUAUGUUAGACAAAGCCUAAAGAGGUAAUUUCAGAGGUAUCAAGAACCUUACAUACAUCGGAGCUAUGUAACAUCCAGGAGGUGGUAGAAAUGAUAUUCCCAACAGAUUGAAGAGACAAGCAGUCAUUUUCAAUAUGAUUUUGCCACUCUCAGUUGAAGGCAUUUAUGGUCCAAUCAUCAAACAUUAAUUCAAGGCUAAAUAUUUCUCCGCUGAUGUCAAUAGAGCUAUUGAUACAUUAACUGGUGCAACCAUUUAAAUUUGGAAUAAGGUCAAAGCAACUAUGUUACCAACACCUGCUAAAUUCCAUUACGUGUUCAACAUGAGAGAUUUAUCUCGUGUCUUCAAGGGUAUCCUAUCAGUCAGAAAGGAAACAAUAAACACUGCUGCUUAAGUUGGACCCAUGAAAUCUGAUGUAUUUUUAGUUGGAUUAUGGAUGCAUGAAUGUGAAAGAGUCUUUGUCGAUAAAAUGACUAAUCAAAAAGAUAAGGAUCAAGUAUGUAAUUACAUUAAGGAUAUUGCUUUGGAUCUCUAUAAUCAUCUAGAUAGUGAAAUCUAGGAUAAAUUCAGCAAGGAGAAGUUAUUCUUAAUGUGUGAUUUCUUGAAGGAAGACAUAAAGAAUGAGGAUGGAUUAGUUGAAGUUGAAGCUGAAAAGAUUUAUGAGGGAGUUAACUCUAUUGAUAGAUUAAGAUUAAGAUGUAACACACUUUUACAAGAUUAUAAUGAUAAAUAUCCAGCAAAGAAGAUGAGUCUAGUGCUUUUCGAUGAUGCUAUCAAACAUUUGUUGCGUAUUUCAAGAUUGAUUAAAUAACCAAGAUCAAAUGCUUUAUUAGUAGGAGUUGGUGGUUCAGGUAAAUAAUCUUUGACAAGAUUGGCUGCUGAUAUCUUGAAGAAUGUGUGCUAUUAAAUUAUUUUGACUAAAAAUUUCAGUGAAAAAGACUUGAAAGAAGAAAUUAAGAAAUUGUUUGAUUGGGCUGGCCAUCUUGGUAAAUAGGUUACAUUCAUCUUGACAGAUAGUGAAGUGAAGAAGGAAGAAUUCUUAGAAUAUAUCAAUAUGAUCUUAUCAACAGGAGAAGUGGCUGGUUUAUUGGCUAAGGAUGAAAAGGAAGUUUGGUUGGCAGAUGUUAGAAAUGAUUAUGUCAAAGAGAAAUAAUUGGGUAAUAUUGAUCCUCCUUAGAGUGACUUGUAUGCCUAUUUGGUUGAUAGAAUAAGAGAUAAUUUGCACAUUAUUUUGUGCUUCUCACCAGUAGGUUAGAAAUUCAGAGAACAUGACUGUAUUCAUUGA
This is a messenger RNA of Paramecium octaurelia, 9126 nucleotides long. The record is from the annotation of a GenBank genome assembly. NCBI's taxonomy places the organism in Eukaryota, Ciliophora, Oligohymenophorea, Peniculida, Parameciidae.